AUAGUUCAAAUAUGGCGUCUGCAUCAUGUUGCUAGGAUAAUUGUGACGGGCAAUGAUGUGCAAAUUGGGUGAAAAGGUAGAGUAAUCAAAACAAUGUCUGAAGUCCUAGAACUUGUAUCAAAGCCCUAAUAUAUGUUCUGCAAGAUCACUUAUUGUGGAAAAUUAACACUAUUAGUUGACUUCACUUAAAAAGUAAAUUAUAUCAACAAUUUGUUGUUCUUUUACUUUUACUUUUAGUUUUUUUAGGCAAUUUUUACCCUUUCCGCUCGUGCGGCUUGAAUUGAUUGAUUUACAUUUACUUACUUAGUAAAAUAACGACCAAUUACCUAAUUUAAAUAAAGUGGAUGACAUUAUUUUAAAAAAAUAAUCUUUUAAAUUUAAAUAUCUACAGCAACCUGUUCCAAACUUUUAAGUUUGGCAGACUGGUGGCUGGACAAGUUUUGAAACUGGACUAAGGACUAGAACCAGAUUUUUAAAUUAAAAUUAUAUUUUCUUUUUAUUUGAAGAUAAAUAUUCAUUUUUUUGCUGCCUGUCAACGAAAGACUUGCGGAAAAGGGCUGGUCUAUUUAUCUACUUGCUUACUACAUAAAUUUGCAUUGAGAUUACUUACAUAACAAGACAACAGAAACUUAGCUCGGUAGGCCUAAAAAAUAUAUAUUAUAUUCAUUCAUAGGCUUAUUUACUUAUUUAUUAAAAUAAGUCAAUUUGAAGAACAUAACUAUAACAUAAGACAUUGAUAAUCCGGAAAUCAAAAGUUUGGAGCAUCCAAAAUCCCAAGUGUGGAAAAUCAGGUGAGUCCAAAAUCCAGAGCAUCAAAAAUUCAGAUUACCUUGUUAAAAAAAUAUCUGCAUAGGCAGAGCAAGAAUCACAAUGUGAUUUAAAGUGAAUGUGAAUGCUUUCAAAUUUUUAAACAUAACCAAAAAAAAAUAACAACAAAGAUGUUCAUUGGAGAUGUAAUAACAAUAACCUUUCACAAGUCAGGUGGUAAACCGUGACCUCAAUAUUUACAACACAUUUUUAUACUAUAAUCUAUAUAUAUAUAAUUCGCCAGCAAAGGUUAAACAAGACGGGUCAAAGACCAAGCAGGCUUGGUUCAAUAAUGAGUUCAAUAGCGCGAAAAUAUAAUUCUUGAUACCUCCACUAAAUGAUAUAUUAUAUUUAUUUUUAAAUAACGCAAUUGCGUUUGGUGCGUAAUAUUUUCUUUUCGGAAAUGAAAUCGUCUCAAUUUAAGUAAUGUGUCAAAAAUUUUUGGUUUAAAAGUGGUUGGGACAUGAGAAUAUUAAUAUAGUUCAUUGGCGAGAAAUAAAAAGUGCGCAGCGGCGUAUCAUGGGGAAGGGGUGAAGUAAAAUAAUUAAGAUUCUUAAAUGUGCGUUACUUGAGUUUAUGUUUUGUCAAGUAACUUUACUAGAUGGAAAGUUCACGCAUUGCUGUCGCCAAUGUUUGGCGGGCUAUAUCUAGUAUAUAUAUAUAAUAUAAAUAUUAGUCCACCAUUACUUUUGAUUAUUGAUGUCUUACUGUAUUUAUAUAUUAUUGGUAUGUCUAGGCCUAGUAACCUUUCAUAACUUAGACAUUUCUCACUGCCUUUGAAUUACUCAUAACAUUUUACUUUAACUUUAACAAGUAUUACUCUCCCUUUCAGUGUGAAACUAAGCAAAGUCAUAAUCAAGACUCUGCAAUGUUUAAAUAUUAACUACCCUUAUGAAAACUUUUUACUGAAAUAGACCUCUAAGCCUCGUUGCUUUCAUCAAUUUACCUAUGAGGUAUUUUUCAAGAUAGCUUCUAAUAGUACAGCAAUGGCUAAAGAAUUAAAUCUGCAUGAAAUCAAUCAGAUAAAGGUAUGGAAUAAAAUCAUAGAAAUUAUCAAUUAUUAAACCAACUUAUUAAAAACUUAUUUUUGUUUUUUAUUUAUGAAAAUUUUUUUUUAAAAGUUUCUUUAAUCUCACUUUAAUUAUCAAAAUACUUGGAAUGAAAACAUAUUUUAACAGAUUUUUUUAAUACAAUGAAAUUGAAAUAUUUAUGAAAUUAUAGUUUAAAAAAAAAAAGUGUAACAGUGAUUUACAUUUUUUAAUGUAUUGAUAAUUAUUGUAUUCAAAAGAAAGGUGCAAGAUUUGCAGACUUAUUACCAAGCCAAGAAGUUUAUAGUGAUGAGGAUGAUGAUGAGGAUGAUAAUGAAGAAACUGAUGAUGAUUACUCUCCUGAUAUCUUUGGAGACUUAGAAAUGAAAGAUCUUGAUGAGGAAGGCUUAGCGGUUAUGAACUCUAUUCUUUAUAAUCAAGAGUCAGGAACUUCCAGGACAAGAAUGUUCAACAAUGAUCACCACAUAGCUGAGCAAACUAAAAAUGCCUUGGUAUUUGCAGGUAAGAUAUUCACCAAAAUGUUCCGAGUAUAGGCCACUCUAGAUUAUAGGCAGCAACCUUAAAGUUUGGUGUUAUUUUUUAAAACAAUUUUUAUAAUUUUUUUAAAAAUUGUUGUUUUUUUGUGUGCAAAAUCCAAUUGUGGGCCGCAUCCCUAGCUUAAAGACUUAAAUUAGUGAGGAAAAAGUUAAUUGGCCUAUACUUGGAACAAUACAGUACCAGUAUUUUUAUUUUAAUUUAAGCAGUUAGUACUGCUGGUGAAAAUGAUAGAGGAGAAUAUAAGCUCUUACCUUUCUUUUCCUCUGUCGGCAUUUAGUGUUAGCUUUGGCUGGGGAGGGUGAAUUUGUUGGGAACAAGUUUUUGUAAAUAGAAUGCCUGUAAGAGCAAGAACUGCAAGUGUGUUCUGCAAUAUCUAUAUACUGUUGUUUUUUUCACAUGUUCAAUGAUGCUGUUGUCACCUAUUUAUUAUAUUUAUGUCUAUUUUUAAAGGAAAUGAAGAUGAUAAUGAUGAUGACAUAGACAGUGAGGAAGAGAGAGAUAUCAUGAAAGAAAUCAGAGAGGAAAUUGAAAUAAAGGUGCAUAAUUAAAUAAUCAAAUUUCAUGUUAUUUUCAUGAAUUAAUCCAGAAAUGACUGUCAGCUUCAUCAGGAUAUCUAAGCCGUUUUUAUAGACAAAAUAUCACUGAUAACGAGAAAAUCUCAUUUCUUGAUUCAAAUUAUCAUAACUGUAUUGAUUUAAUUAAAGUUAAACUUUUGAUUCUAGAACUAUUCUGUAUUAAAAAGUGUACAUUAAUGGACUUUGUGCAUCUGUGCCAAAUUUAGAUCUCCUACCGGGUUGAUGUUAAGGUAAUCACCUCAGCAUCAUUUCUUGUUUACUAUAAAACAAGUUAGUUUAGAAAUUAUAGUUGAUCACCAAAAUAUCAGUCAAUUAACUUAAAAUUUUCUCUAAUUCAGGUUCGAGAUGAGAUGAAAGAUGAGCUGGCUGGCUUCCAGAGUCGCCUGAAAGCCAUUGAAUCUGGCCACACACCCGGAGAACAAGAUGAGAAAAAAGAUGUUGAUGACUCGCUAAGAAUGGAUGAGAACAUGGACCCACGACUGAAAGAGGCCAUCAUUAAGAUGAACAAGCUGGAUAAAAUUCUGAAAAAGAAACUCAAAAUAGAAAGAGAAGUCAAAAAAGAAAGACUUCUCUUAGAAAGAAGGUAGAUUAGUUCACUACCAACCAUUACUAAAUACUGUAAUGUUAAGUAACAAAAUUAAUCUUCCACAUGUUUCACAAUGACCUUGACAAAUUUGUCACAAUUUACAAAGGGAGAAGGCGUUUAUUAGGGCUGGCAUUUUCAUCUUGUACGGAGUACAAUUUUAUAAAGACUUUUCUAAUCACUGGUGGUUUUGUUUGCUUUUCUAGAAUGCGCAAAGAGAUUGCUGAGAUGGAUCAAGGAACGCCAUUUUAUCGUGAAAUCAAGUUCAACACUGAAAAGUUUUUAUCUCUGGAGCUCCCAUCUACUCAUAAUGAAGGUCAAGGAUCUUUGUGUUUCAGUCUAUUUAUGUGACAUGUAGCUCCCAUUAUAAAGGUCAAGGAUCUUUGUCUGUCAGUCUAUUUAUGUGGCAUGUAGCUCCCAUUAUAAAGGUCAAGGAUCUUUGUGUAUCAGUGUAUUUAUGUGACAUGUAGCUUCAAAGGUUGAGUUCCUAACUGAACUAAUAUUAUGGUCAUCUUAAAAUUACUAUAGACUUGUUAAACAGUAGUAAUUUAUACUAUUUGCUUUUUAACAACUCACAAAAAUGAGAACUUUAUUAUUAUCAAAUGCAGGUAAUACGGAUUAAAAUUAAACAAGUUUUAUAACAGAAUAAAUAUGAAAUUACAGGGUUCUUUCAUUCAAUCAUUAUGUUCUCAUUGGUGUUUGAAAAAGUGCCUAUUAGUUUCAUCUUCCCUGGGCUGUCCUCUUUAGUGCUGUUCUAAAAAGUCAGCUGUUGGCCUUCUAUAAACAUUACCAAUCCAUCUGUAGUAUAGUGACUUGCAUUCAUGGUUUCUACUUCUACAAUGUUUGUCCCUCUGGAUUGACAUCUCAGCACUUCAAUGGAAAUUAUCUAUAACCUGUAACACUCACCAGCUGUUUGACUAAACUCUGUCCAAUCUUCCAGUGGGCAAUUGUAUACAGUGAUUGUGUCCUCCGCUGUGGGCUAUUGUAUACAGUGAUUGUGUCCUCUGCUGUGGGCUAUUGUAUACAGUGAUUGUGUCCUCCGCUGUGAGCUAUUGUAUACAGUGAUUGUGUCCUCCGCGCUGGCCUAUUUUCUCACCACAUCUGUUUUUGUGACAUUGACUUUAAGUCCUAUGAUAGAGGCAGUACCAGUUAGCCUCUUUAUUUUAUCCUAUGCAUCUUGGCUUUUGGUGGACGGCAAUCCUAUUCUAUAGGCAUAGUCCAGGUCCUCAAGCACUGAGGUCAACGUCUCAUGCAUUCUUUCCUCUUUUCUAGUGGGGAUAUGUUAUAUAACUUGAAAUAUUGCCAACCUUUUCAAUACUCUUAGAAGUGAAGCCCAAAAAUAUACAUUUGAUUUUUUAAAAAGUUUUUUAAAACCUAGAAACAUGUAAAAAAAAAAACUAAAUAUUUUUGUGGUCAGCAACUUCUCAAUUUUUAUCAGACAACUUGCUUGUGCGGUAACUAAAGUGUUUGAGCUGUCUCUGCUCAAUGCCAUGAUACUUUUAUUUUAUCAGCAUUUGUAAACAUUUCUCAGCCUUCCUUUCUCCAAGUUAACUUAUUUUUUUACCUCUAAAUUCUUUUCUAAAACAAUCAAUGUGCUUUUUCAGGAUUCCAUUUACAUUACCAUAAAUUGAAAUUCUUUUACCAGAUGCUUUCUUAUGGGGGGGAAAAAAUCAGUUGUGUAACUCAAGAAAUAUCGUAAAACUGUAUAAGUGUUAAUAAACUGCACCUAGCCAAGACAAUAUGGUAUCAGUUAUUAUUUAAUUUAUUUGCUUUUUGCUAAAAACGAGGAGUAGUUAAAUUUUCAUCCUCUGGAUGAUUUUACAUAAAACUAUCCAGUUUAAACAAUUUUAAUAUAUUUUGAAGGGUAAAAAAUUCUUGAAAUUAAUCAAAGAUAAUGAAACAUCGUACAAUAAAUAUUAAUUGCUACGAGGUUAAUUACUUGCCCUGUUGCGAAUCUCACAUUUUUUAUCUGAUUAACAUUUUUAGAGCCAUCUUUAUGUCAUUUUUCUUUAAAAUAAAUUUUGAUUAACGAACAUAUUUGUUGUUUUUUGUAGGUAUCAUUCUUGACAAUGAGGACAACAUUCCCCCCGUGUUUCAAACACAGAUAGAUGAGGCUGAGAUCAAGACAAAUAUUAAUAGUAAAAACAAGGCAGGUGGGGAUCACACUCAAGGUAAAUAUGAUUUAAAAAUUACAAUAAAAUAUGUUGUUUUCAUCAACAUAAGUUAAUGUAUGAUUUUUAUGAUAACAGAUGAUCCAUGUUUUUCACUGGAUGUUCUAGGAAAUGGUUGGGUGGGGUCAUUUAUAAAUGUUUUAUAUAUGCAUGUCUUGCUACUACCUUAAUAAAUAACAAAAAAAUAUGCAAUUAAUUUAGAUAAAUGCAAGAUUGUUUAAGCAGUGCAUUUAUAAAUUGUAAUGGACACUUAAACUUUAUUUUCUUCAAAAUUAUAAAAAAAACUAGAAACUAUAUAAUUAAUUGAAAACAUUGACCAAUAGAAAAUCAAAAGUCCAGAUCAGAGCUUAACACUCCCAACAAGGGUGAAACUAGAAAUACUGCCUCAAGCAUGUCUAGACCUCCUGGAAAAGGAAAUACAUCUAAAAACUUUAUCAAAAGAAAUAAAAAGGUAAUUUAUAACUAUUUUUCUAUUUUCAUUGUAAAAAGUAAAAUAAUAACUCAAAAUAGUAUAGAUAAAAAAAUAAUUCAAUUCAAAUGUUUUUGAUUCUAUAUGUUUGCUUCAUGUCCUUCAAAAACAGAAACAAGUAUUGUUUUGAAGGUCAUUGUUUUAAAUUGCAUAAAGAUUGUUCAUAACGUAUUUAUUACAUUGUAUCUUCUUCCACAGUUAGCAGCUCAUGGCAAUGAUCCAAUAGCAAUGACUGAUGAUGAGAAGAAAAGAUUAGAGGAACUACUUGAAGGUGUGGAUGACCUACCAGACAUUGAGAAUCCUGCUGAGGUAAAGUUAUUUUACAUGGAAUUAUGCACCCUCUAGUGUAUUUAGUCACUCUGAGAUUAUGUCAUAAUUAUAUUGUCUUAAACAAUUGCAUUUCUUGAACAAAAUUACAUCAUAAAGGACAUACAAGGGCCACAAUUUCAAAGAGUUAUUUAUUACAAUAUUCAAUAUAUAUAUAUAAUAAUUUAAAUGUAAGUUAUAGCUGAAAAUGAAUCUUCUCUUGUGUCCUAUGUAAAUAAUGUGUAACCAACGUAAAAUGUAGACAUUACAUAGGCUCAAUUUCAAAUUAGUUAAAGUUGGAAUAACAGAUUUUAUUCUUUUAUUUGGGCCCUUAUGUUGCCCAAAACUCAGGCUUUGAUUUGACCACUAGAACACUGUCAUUUUAUGUGUGCUGUAAACUCGCCAUAAUUAGUGAGACUUUCUCUUGUUAUUUUCAACAUUUUAGCCUGUGACAGUUGGACCAUAUCAACUUGCAGUUCAUCCAGGGGAAGGUUUCUGUCCAGACACAACUGAAAGGAUGAGUUUGACCAACAUCAAUGAACAACUGAAACAAAUCAUGCCUGAAGAAGAAUUCAAUGCCAUGAUCGUAAACACGAUGAAAAGCAAUGCUGUCUCGCAUGUAUGUUACUAGGUUCAAUGACAACAAAAUAUAUUGGACAUUUUUUACAGGUCAAGAAGAGAAAGGAAAAGGUGGAUUGGUUCAGUUUAAAAAAUUUAAGUUGACAAAAUUCAUAGAUAAAAAAUACUUUACAGACAGAUUUUCGUUUUUAUCUAUCUUUUCUUAUAUUUCAAAAAGGAUUUAUAAUUUUUGUUUCACUGAUGAUUUUUAUAAAAAGCUUGCACAAUUAAAUUGUAUUCUGUGCUUUAUUUAGUUUUUGUAGUUAUUUGUUUGUGCUUGUAUUUGUUCUCAUCAUUGUCACUAGCAACAUGUUUUUGUUUUCACCUGUCACUAGCAUCAUGUUUUUGUUCUCACCUGUCACUAGCAACAUGUUUUUGUUCUCACCUGUCACUAGCAACAUCUUUUUGUUCUCACCUGUCACUAGCAACAUAUUUUUGUUCUCACCUGUCACUAGCAACAUGUUUUUGCUCUCACCUGUCAUUAGCAACUUUUCACUCGAGUUGGGAUCAAAACUCCUGCAGUAGAGGAGCCAGGGGAACGUACUCUCUUUGAGACAAAGGAAGAAAGAGAACUCAGUGUCAGGUUACAGACCAUCGAAAAAGAACUUGAAAAAUUUAAAAUCCCACAAGAGAUGGAGGUAGAGAUUAUAUGCUUGAUUACUUUUUUCAUGAAUUUGUCAAUGUUGUAAAAAUGUGUGUUUAGCUUUCAGUUUGAUGACGUAUUUGUGUUGAGUGAAUCUUUUUUACAUCUAUAACUGACAGUGUUGAUUCACAUCAAUUGUUUGAUUUUAUCAUUUUUUUUCCUGUCACUGUAAAUACUACUGGUACCGGGUAUUUGAAAAUGUAAUCGAUAACAUUGGAACCUAUAAAUUUGGCAUAUUACAGAAAUGUUAAUAUAUUUAUUUUAAUAUUAAAAUUUAAUUAAAAUAUAUAAUAUAUAUCAAUGAAUUUUAGACAUUUGUUUUUAAUAAUUUAAAUUCUUACCAUUCAUCUUUCCAAGGAUGAGGAGGAAAAACAUCUUACGGAUGAGCAGUUGGAGAAGCUUCUAGAUGAAUGUGUUAGAAACUUGUCCAGAACUUCUUAUCUGGAAACUCCAGACUCCACACCCAGGUCACCAAAUAUUAAUAUUUUAUUUCUCACCUUCUGUACCUGGCAUUUCUACUUACUGGUAUACAUUUACUUAUUAGAGGCUUUUUCUUCUAACUUGGUUACCAUUACUAUUAGACCUAUCUAUUUAUUGAAUUUUCAAAAUACCUUUUUUGUCAAGUAUUCACUUGCUUACAUAGGGUGUCAAGAUUACAAUAACUACAGCAAAUUCUUUAGGUAGUAAUAUCUCUGUGACGUUUGAUUGGUUUAUAUGUCUUUACUGUUUGUAUUAUUUUUAUUUGUCAGGUCCCAGUUGUCCUCGCGCCAGUACCUCAUGGAGAAUCCACCACUUCUUAGUGAAGAGCAAUUACAGAAACUUUUGUCUGAGGCUCACUUUCCACUGAGCAGUAAACUGUUAGCUCUCAGGGAAGAUGAUGACAAGAUUCUAGAAGGUAAAGAGAAUGUUCACUUUUAACUGAGCAGUAAACUGUUAGCACUCAGGGAAGAUGAUGACAAGAUUCUAGAAGGUAAAGAGAAUGUUCACUUUUAACUGAGCAGUAAACUGUUAGCACUCAGGGAAGAUGAUGACAAGAUUCUAGAAGGUAAAGAGAAUGUUCACUUUCCACUGAGCAGUAAACUGUUAGCACUCAGGGAAGAUGAUGACAAGAUUCUAGAAGGUAAAGAGAAUGUUCACUUUCCACUGAGCAGUAAACUGUUAGCACUCAGGGAAGAUGAUGACAAGAUUCUAGAAGGUAAAGAGAAUGUUUACUUUCCACUGAGCAGUAAACUGUUAGCACUCAGGGAAGAUGAUGACAAGAUUCUAGAAGGUAAAGAGAAUGUUUACUUUCCACUGAGCAGUAAACUGUUAGCACUCAGGGAAGAUGAUGACAAGAUUCUAGAAGGUAAAGAGAAUGUUUACUUUCCACAUGUUUACUUAAUUAUGUGGGUUUAUACUGUGGGAUUUUAUUGUAACAGUAUAAUAAGAAAUGGGGGCUGGGUGGCCAAGUGGUCUUAACCAAGCCUAUUUCAAGUUCAUGGUCUGGAGUUCAAUCCCCCAUCAAAGCCCAGUCAAGCAUAAACAUCGCCAGCACCCCCAGGUGGAUGGGACUCAUUAACCUUGGAUGGCAACUCGUCUAAGAGAAGGAAACUCUGAAUUGAUUACCACAAUGAAACAUUCCGACAACUCCUGCGACGCCAAUGGUGCCAAGCUGUAUCAUCCACAUGAUGUUCCCUUGGGUUAUUCAGUGGCGUGGAGAGAGGCGAUUUGCUAUGUAGGGAACCAGCUUAUAAUCCUAAAAAAAAUAAUCCCAGGCCUUGUGGAUUUUGUCCUGUCAAGUCUACACCAUCGUCACAUUGUGGUGGAUGGAUGCCAGUAAAAAAUAAUAAUUUAUCAACUCAAGCCUGUGUAACAUUCUUUUCUAAAUUCUUUUUAUACCCUGCAUCACAUGAUCACUGACUCCAGUUCUCCAGCCAGUAUUCACACAUUUAAGUUUAAGUGUUUAUGAAAACAAUUCACCAGAUCCAGUCAUACAACAUGUCAACAACACAGGACAAUCCCAAAGUUCAAUCAAUACAUACUACAACAAUAAUCAUCAGUCACUCAUACUGUCACAUUUAUCACUGAUCUUUAAAUAUUUAGUACUCUUUACUAAAGAAAUCUGAUAUCAAGAGGAAUGCAAAAUCUUUGAUAUAUCAGAUAUUAAAUUCAUUUAUUAAAAACGUAUUCUUUUUCAUUUUCCAGCUACUAUAAAUAAAUUUUUAAUGUGAUUUAGAUAAAUGUUAAUAAUAAAAUUUGAAUGCAAUUAAUACUGAGUUUAUAUAAGUUAAUUAUUGCACAAGAAUCCCAAUAAUUAUUAUUAUCAUUAUAUACUGUUAUAACCCAGCCAAUAGAAUGAUUAUUGAACUUAAUUAGGGCUCGAAUAAUAUAUGGCUUUGUUGUCUUGCAGAAGAAGGUGAUGCUGAGACGAUACGAGCAGAAACCUGGAAAGCCAUAAAGGACACCAAGCCUGGUGGAGAAAUAGACAGUGAUUCAGAUGAAGAAGACACAAUUAUUGCCAGCAAACACGUCAAGGCAACAGACAAAUCCGUAUACAACCUUGAGAAGGACAAGUCUUCAAAUAAUGCUGCAGACUUUUCACCAUGCUCUAGCAGCGAAACAUAUUUAUUUGACAGUGUUCACGAUUCCUCUGACUCUUCUCCUAGUUCCUUUGGUUCAUUUCAUGUAGACAGGCGUGACCACAUCAGUUCAGUGAAAAAAUCUGUCAGUGAAAUCACAUAUUCAAACAAACCUGGGGAUCAUUUUAAAAGUUUACCAAAAAUUUCUCUGUCUAUAGGGGAGUUGUCCAGAGUCAGUAGUCUGUCAUCUUCAGGUGAGUUGUCCAGAGCUGGAAGCCUGUCUUCCAUUUCACAAGAAAGUUUUGAAAAUGAGAUACUCAGACUCCCACAUCUUUCACCCAAUCAUUGUUUAAUUCAAGCUCAGCAAGGCCUGAGUGAUCAAGAGGUCAAAUUUAAAGCCUCGAUGACUACAUCCAAACAAGUUUUUCAGAUGAUGGAAGAUGACUUGUCAGAGUUGAAAGAUUACUACGAGAAUGAAAUAAUUUCAACUAGAGGUCAUACUCCCAAGACUCGAACUGUAAAUAAUAUUACCCCCAAACAUGACAUGGUACUAUCAAGUUAUUCAGAAAAGGAUAUUGAUAUUUCUACAAGUCCGACACUUCAAAAAUCAUCACCUGUCAUUUUAAAUCAAAAUCCAAAAUCAACCACUUGAAAUUAUGUUUGAAGAGCAUAGUUUGUACUAUUUUUAUUAGAUUAAAUCUGCUUCCAUUUCAGAACUUUUGAGCUUUUAGCUGCAUUUUUAGUGCUGGGCUGGGCCAGCAAUGUGUCUGCAGAGUGAACCCUU
Lymnaea stagnalis (great pond snail) is the source of this 11100-nucleotide messenger RNA. The record is from the annotation of a GenBank genome assembly. NCBI's taxonomy places the organism in Eukaryota, Metazoa, Mollusca, Gastropoda, Lymnaeidae.